UGCUGUGCAACGACAUGCAGAAGGCUAAUCUGAAGAAGUCGCUGGAUCGACGGAUCACAAUGCAUGAGCUGCAAUAUGCCUGCCGUACACGGGAUUUGAAAUCGUCCGUAUCGGUAGAUUUGCCACAUCUAAAACAACAAACACAAGACGACGAGGAUGAGGAUGAGGAUGAGGAGUUCACGAAGACUGACAAGACAGUUCGAGUACGAUUUACUUCUAGUCACGGAGAACGUGGAGGCCAGGAAAUUGAUAGUAACGGCGAAAGCGAGGAAGUCAUGAGAUCAAUGAAUGAAGAACAGAACGAGGUGCAAGUGGAAGAGACAGCUGACGCUUUGGCUCUCGCUGAUGACGGAGUUGGGUCAGUGACGAUUGCUGUUCCAUCAAGCUCAAAACCAGCAAAGAGAGUGAAGGUUCUUAAGCGAAUGCAAAGCAAGUUAAAGAUAAAGGAUCAUGACAUUGAUGACAUAACCAGAGCUUUGAGAGAUGCCUUUGACUUGAGAUGGGAUUAUGUGCAGAAUGUUGAAGAGCAUGAAAUCACAGAAACAGACACAGCUCGUCCUGAAGUUGCAUUGGACGACAACAACUUCUGGUUUAGAUGGAAUAAUGGUGUGAUGGAAGUGGGAAGAGUUGGUGAUGAUGAGAAUGUUUGCCCUGUGCCAUCAGCUAAAGAGUUUUAUAGUGAUCUGUCGUCGUUGCAUUUGAUUACAUCUCAUGGUCCUGUCAGGAGCUAUUGUUGGAAAAGGCUUGGCUUGCUGGAAGCAAAAUACAGGUUGUAUAAGCUUGAAAAAGAGCACGAGGAAGCAUUUUCUUUGCGUCAUACAUUUGCUAAAGACUUCGAUAACGUGGUCAAAGUAGACACUCAUAUUCAUCACAGUGCAUGCAUGAGUGCAAAGCUUUUGUUGGACUUCAUGAAACACAAACUGCAGCACAACAGUUCUGAGGUUGUCUGUGACGACUCUGAUGGAAGUCCCAUCACAUUAGGAAAACUUUUCUCUGACUCUGACUUAACAGCAGACAACUUAAGUCUGGAUGCGUUAGACAUGAAGAUCUUUGCAGAAGACGCUUAUCAUCGAUUUGACCGAUUCAAUGCAAAAUAUAAUCCUGCGGGACAAUCACGUUUGAGGGAAGUUUUUCUCAAGACAUCAAAUAAACUUAAAGGAAGAUACCUCGCUGAGCUUACACAGGAAGUGUUUAGACGUCUACAGGGUAGUGUUGAUGAGAAGGUAGAGCUACGCCUCUCCAUAUAUGGCAGGAAAAGCAGUGAAUGGGAUGAGCUAAGCAACUGGAUUGUUAGCAACCAGUUAUAUUCAGAUCGAAAUGUGUGGAUGAUUCAGGUGCCACGCAUAUACACAGUUUUCAGACAAAUGGGCUCUAUCUCAUCAUUUCAAGACUUGCUGGACAACAUUUUUAAACCUUUAUUUGAGUGCACAAGAGAUCCAGCUUUACAUCCACAACUGCAUGAAUUUCUGCAAAAUGUGUCUGGAUUUGAUAGUGUGGAUGAUGAAAGCAUUCCAGAACACCACUGUGACGCAAAGAGACCACCCAAGGACUGGACAGAUACUCGAGUGAAUCCUCCAUAUAGCUACUACUGCUACUACAUGCGAGCAAACAUAAGUGCAUUGAAUCAGUUUAGAGCCAUGAAGGGCUUGAACACGUUCUCAUUCAGACCUCAUUGUGGAGAAGCAGGAGACACACAACAUCUUGAGGUUGCAUUUCUGCUGGCAGACUCAAUUGCACACGGAUUGAAACUUUGGCAGACACCUGCCAUACAGUAUUUGUUCUAUUUGGGUCAAAUUGGAAUUCACAUGAGCCCAAUCAGCAAUAAUGCUUUGUUUCUUGGUUAUGAUAAGAAUCCUUUUCCUCGUUUCUUUGCUCGUGGGUUGAACGUGUCAUUGUCGACAGAUGAUCCUUGUCAAUUUCACUGUACUGAAAAUCCACUGAUUGAAGAGUACAGCGUUGCAGCUAAGGUUUGGCGUCUUUCCAAUACAGACCAGUGUGAAAUAGCGUUGAACAGUGUCAAGCAGUGUGGAUUUUCUAUAAAUCAAAAAGUGCAGUGGAUUGGUGAAGGUUUUCUUACUAACCAAGUCAGAGAGGGUGACAUGCUCUUGCACAAUGUGCCGACAAUUCGUUUACAGUUCAGACAGCAGCAACGAUUUGAAGAGCUGGUGACAAUACUGGGAGAUGAUCGAGCAGAAAGAAUUGCGGGGCAAAUAACAGAGCACAUGCAGGAUUUUUAUACAAAGUUGUGUUUCAAAGAUCUCCGCAUGAAGUCUUUGCCAGCAACGAAUCAUGCUCUGCCAAACCAUUUUCCAUCAUCAUUCUCCCUAGCAGAAGAGAAUCAAUUUGAUGAAGACAAGGGCAUGAAAUUGUCGUGGUUUAGUACUCUUACAUUAUUGGUUGGUGGCUUGUUGAUUGGAUGUGUGGCUUACAAGGUAGGCUACAGUCAUGGUGUAACUUCUGCAAACUUCUGAAGGAAAUUGUUAUGCCAUUUGAUAAAAAUUUUUUGACUACUUUGUCAAUGAAAUGACUUUAAUAUGUUUUAGAGAAUGUGAUUGUGGAUUUG
Messenger RNA from Corticium candelabrum, 2563 nucleotides. RefSeq lists its product as uncharacterized. The coding region runs from base 15 to 2471 and encodes 818 amino acids. Gene Ontology annotation, biological process: AMP metabolic process; IMP salvage. The transcript is spliced from 31 exons. Gene Ontology annotation, molecular function: AMP deaminase activity. Gene Ontology annotation, cellular component: cytosol. The record is from RefSeq and is a predicted model, not a curated record. NCBI's taxonomy places the organism in Eukaryota, Metazoa, Porifera, Homoscleromorpha, Homosclerophorida, Plakinidae.